CACGAAUACUUCCAAAUAAAGACAAACGUAAUUUAUGACCAAUCAGGAAUUGUGCAUGCAUAUUCUACAUGUACACGUACUGUCAGAGCCUAUAAUAAUAAUUAUUAUUACGCGCCACAUGCUGAAGUGGACCUUGGAACGGCGUUUUUGUUGUAAUCGGCAGAGGAGCAGCGCUUUUGAGAGGGAACCAAACAGCCCAAUUGAAAAAUGGCGGCCGCAUGGAUUUUUCUGUGUUUAGCCUUGUUUACUCCAUGUUUUGCGCAAGAUUCGUUUGAGUGUCCUGCUUUGGAAGGUUCAGGGGAUGUUGUCUCGCCGGGGUUUGAGUGUUUGAAUGGUAACAACGUUUACUGUUGUGACUCCGGGACCGCAGCUCAGCGAUGUUGCACAUCAGAUGAAUACCAUAACACUGCCAACAACGAGGAUGAAAUCAACCUCAGCAGUUACUACUAUUACUAUCUCAGUACUGGCGCUAUCAUUGGGAUUGCCAUUGGUGGUUUCGUGGUGUUUAUCAUCAUCAUUGUGAGCAUCGUGGCUUGCUGCGUGUGUUGCGCCAGGGCAGCAGCCAGACCAAAUCCACAACCGGUUACCAUGCAAACCAUCCAGCAACCAGCUACGUUCCAGGCCCCGCCUCCUAAUUACUAUCCUGCAACUGGCCAACCACAAGCUUACCCGGGGCCACCCGCUGGUCAACCACAAGCCUACCCGGGACAGCCAACUGGCCAACCACAAGCCUACCCGGGGCCACCCACUGGCCAAUCACAAGCCUACCCAGGGCAGCCUGCUGGCCAAUCACAAGCCUACCCGGGACAGCCCGCUGGCCAAUCACAAGCCUACCCGGAACAACCAACUGCACCUCAAGCGUACCAGUACCAAGGACAACCCCAGGAAUUCCAGAGCAAGGAGCCAGUCUACCCGUAG
Patiria miniata (bat star) is the source of this 918-nucleotide messenger RNA. Its product is annotated as protein shisa-5-like. NCBI's taxonomy places the organism in Eukaryota, Metazoa, Echinodermata, Asteroidea, Valvatida, Asterinidae. The record is from RefSeq and is a predicted model, not a curated record. The transcript has 4 exons. Bases 208 to 918 code for a protein of 236 amino acids.